UAUGCAUUGGUGGUAUUGAAAACAUGCUAUGUAUACCAGAUGGUGUGAAUGACAAUCAUGAGCCAAAGAACCUUUCAAACCCCGACGUAUGUAGUCCGACCUACGUCAAACGACCAGAUUCGGAAAGAAGUUGCAGUUUGAUUCCACUGAGUUGUGAAUUUGGAGUAUGCAUUGAAAUGACGGAUACGAUUCACUGCAAUUGUGACCUUGGGGCUACCGGUCAGCUGUGCGAACAGAGAUGCUGUCGAAACUGUGGUGCGCAUGGCUCAUGUCGUGUCGUGCCUGGAUCUGGAAUAGAAGAGUGCAACUGCGAGAAGAACUAUACCGGCGCGUUUUGUGAAAUACCUAACCACAUAGCUAACAAUUCUUGUAACUGUGUUCAUGGCUCAUGUAAUGAUGCGAGAACGUGCAUUUGUAACAAAGGAUGGACGGGAGCCACGUGCAACAUAUCCUGUUCGGAUCAUUGCGGUCAGGGUAGCACUUGUGCAGAAGUCUUUAGCAAAGUAAUAUGCAACCCAACCAGAAAAGAGACCACGAGCCAGAGUCAGACCACGAGUAUCCCGCGCCAGGACGCUUGCAGCUCCGACUACGUCCUUCGACCAGUACAAGAACGGGAAUGCAUGGGCAUAUUUAAUUGUACAUACGGGACCUGUGUUAUCCAAGGAGACUUUAUGUUGUGUCAAUGCGAUAUUGGUGUAUCGCCCGGAUAUCAGCUAUGUGAGCACAAAUGUUGCAAGGACUGUGGAAACAACGGGCGGUGCUACUACCACCCUGAGCUAAAUGAGAUAUGUGACUGUGACAUUAAAUAUGCAGGGUCACUGUGUGAGAUAUACAAUCCGCCAGUGAAGUACACAGAAGUGGAGAAAGUGCAAUGGUGGUUCUAUCUGCUGGCUAUAUUGAUCCCAAUCAUCGUGAUGACGCUGUUUAUGUCACUGGUCCUCAUGUAUCUAUGGAAACGGCGCGUCAUCGUUGUUCUGAAAGCUGUCAGGUUGUUUCAAGCGUACGAAGAUGACGACGAAUGUCAAUGUGACGCUUUCAUCUCGUUCCGUUCCAAUACCCCGGACGAAGAUUACGUUAUUCAUACGUUAUUCCCGAAACUAACGCGAGAAAUGGGUUUCAACGUGAACGUCCAUUAUAAAGAUUUUAUUACGGGAAAUGAGAUCACCAACAACAUCAUCUACGCCGUUGAGAACAGUCGUCGCACGAUCCUGGUCGUCUCACCUCACUAUCUCACGAGCAACUUGACCAAUAUGGAGUGGCACAGCAGAAGGUGCUCGAGCACAAGAACAAGAUAAUUCUCAUUCUUCUGGAAGAUAUAUCGUCGUUCAAAGACACCAUAGACCCCAACCUGAAACGAAUUCUAGACUCUGUAACAUACAUUGAAUGGCCGGGAAACCAGUCUGAAAAGGUCGAUAAAUUUUGGCAACGAAUAAACUUGUCAAUGCCAAAGAAGAAGAAACACUCCUCUUCGUACAUGAACAGUUCUCUUACAAA
Dreissena polymorpha is the source of this 1494-nucleotide messenger RNA. RefSeq names its product neurogenic locus notch homolog protein 1-like. Gene Ontology annotation, molecular function: transmembrane signaling receptor activity. The coding region runs from base 24 to 1295 and encodes 423 amino acids. Gene Ontology annotation, biological process: toll-like receptor signaling pathway; immune response. The record is from RefSeq and is a predicted model, not a curated record. Lineage: Eukaryota; Metazoa; Mollusca; Bivalvia; Myida; Dreissenidae. The transcript has 5 exons. Gene Ontology annotation, cellular component: membrane.